AUGGUUUAUCUAUUUGACAUCCCCGCUUAUUUUAUUAUCUUGCGUGAAACGCUCGAAGUUACGAUCAUUCUUGCUGUACUUCUAGGCUUUAUUGACAAUCUUUUACCUGAUGAUAAAGACAUUGCCUUGCGAAAGCAGUUUAAAAAACAACUAUGGAUUGGGUCAUUGUUAGGGUUAAUUGUGUCACUGCUCCUUGGUGGUAUUUUUAUUGCUGUUUUCUACACUGCUGCUAGAAAUUUAUGGAAUGAAAGUGAACCUGCGUGGGGUGAGUUCAUCACAAAUGAGGGCACCUUUUCCCUUAUUGCCACUAUCGUUAUAACUAUAAUGUCAUUAAGUAUGCUUCGUGUCCAGCAAUGGAAAAAAAAAUGGGAAAAUAAACUCCAAGGUGCAACCGAAUUAUAUCUCGAACGACAUAAUAAAGGAAACAAAUGGGCACUAAUAUUACUGCCUUUCACGGUCAUUUGCCGCGAAGCAUUGGAAUCAAUCGUAUUCAUUGCUGGGGUUGGUUACGAUAAAGAUGCCUCCGGACUUCCUAUCCCUAUUAUUACGGGCCUUAUUACUGGCUUCUUCAUAGGAUGGCUUAUAUAUAAAGGCUCUCACACCAUUUCGCUUAAAAUAUUUUUCAUCGCCACAACUACCUUAUUAUUAUUCAUUGCUGCUGGUCUUUUCUCUAGAGCCGUUUAUGAAUUUCACGAAAUCUCUGGUGCUCAAAAGAUCGUUGUUUGGCAAUUAAAUUGUUGUGAUCCGGAAGGAGAAAAUGAAUAUUUUUGGGCUAUCAUGGGUGCAAUAUUUGGUUGGAGAAAUGUGGCUACUGUUGAUUCAACAGUUAGCUAUUUCGUCUAUUGGUUUGUAAUAAUCAUUGCGUCUGUGAUAAUAAUAAUCCGAGGAAAGAAAGCCGACGACGAUGUCAUUGACACCAUAGAACACAAUGAUUCUAGCGAAAAAGACGAAAAAGACGCAGCAAAUAACGAUAUCGUUUAA
Molecule: messenger RNA, 981 nt
Organism: Cetraspora pellucida
Lineage: Eukaryota; Fungi; Glomeromycota; Glomeromycetes; Diversisporales; Gigasporaceae
Source: the annotation of a GenBank genome assembly